Fraxinus pennsylvanica is the source of this 4113-nucleotide messenger RNA. The record is from the annotation of a GenBank genome assembly. Lineage: Eukaryota; Viridiplantae; Streptophyta; Magnoliopsida; Lamiales; Oleaceae.
AUGUCCUGGGGAUUGGGUUGGAAGCGUCCAUCGGAAGUAUUUCAUCUGAUAUUGAGUUACGGUUCCGACGCCGACAAUCUUGAUGACGUCACUCCGACGUCAUCCCGAUCGUCAUCAGCCGCCUCCCCAUUCUCCGCCUCCUCUCCUACCUCGUCGUUGCAGGAUGUCGGGGACAUUGGCCAUCAGGAGCAACUAGGGUUUAGGGUUGACCUUGAAUGGAACGCCGGCGACGAUGAGGAUCAAGUUGCUUUGAAGCUUCAGUCACAGGUAAUGGUCGCCUUGCCUUCACCUCAAGAUACUGUUCAAAUCGAAUUGAGGGAGAGGGGCAAAACUGGUGAGUGCAAUUCGAAAAGUGGGGUUGAUGAUGGGGCUCAUUUGGUAAAUGGGGAUGACGGCGGUGAGAGUGAUUUGGGGAAUUCGCAAGGGGAUGGGGUGGAAGUGGAAAUGAGUGUGGUGAAGAGGAGGGAGCCGUUGAAGGGGAUGAUAAUGUGGAGGGCAGGUGGUUCGGGCCAGCAGAAUGAUGGCGGGAUGGGUGUGUUGGUUAAGCUUAUGAGGUCCAAUUUCGCCAACACAGCAACAGAUGGAGUGGCCAUAGGGUCUUGCUGCGCUGAACAUUGGAGGAAUGUCAAUGUGGUCAGCCUCUGCGGUCUUGGAUUGGCAGCGUUGCCGGUGGAGAUAACCCAACUUCCUCUUCUUGAGAAACUAUACCUUGAUAAUAACAGGCUAUCAGUUUUGCCGCCUGAGCUUGGUGAUCUGAAAAACUUGAAAGUCCUUGCUGUAGAUUAUAACAUGCUUAUUUCUGUGCCUGUUGAAUUAAGACAGUGUGUUGGUCUUGUUGAAUUGUCCCUGGAACACAACAAGCUAGUUCGCCCUCUUCUUGAUUUCAGGGCUAUGGCAGAAUUGCGUGUUUUAAGGCUUUUUGGCAAUCCCCUUGAAUUUCUUCCUGAAAUUUUGCCGUUGCGUCAACUUCGCCACUUGUCUCUUGCAAACAUUAGGAUUGUGGCAGAUGACAAUUUAAGAUCAGUAACUGUACAUAUAGAGAUGGAGAACAGUUCUUACUUUGUUGCAUCUCGACAUAAACUGAGUGCCUUCUUCUCUCUCAUAUUCCGCUUUUCUUCUUGUCAUCACCCUUUGCUGGCUUCUGCCUUGGCCAAGAUAAUGCAAGAUGAGGGAAACCGUGUAGUCGUGGGAAAAGAUGAGAAUGCUGUGCGGCAGCUCAUUAGUAUGAUAAGUAGUGAAAAUCAGCAUGUGGUUGAGCAAGCUUGCAAUGCUCUCUCAGCUCUUGCAUCAGAUAUCCACGUGGCGAUGCAAUUGAUUAAAUCUGACAUCAUGCAACCUAUUGAAAGGGUGUUGAAAUCUACCCGAGCUGAAGAGGUGACCUCAGUCUUGCAAGUUGUGGUCAAGUUGGCUUUUACAUCUGAUGUUGUAGCUCAGAAAAUGUUGACAAAGGAUGUAUUGAAGUCAUUGAAAUUACUAUGUGCCCACAAAAAUUCAGAGGUACAAAGAUUGGCUUUAUUUUCUCUUGGAAACUUAGCUUUCUGCUUAGAAAACCGCCGCACCCUAGUUACUUCAGAAAGUGUUCGGGAACUUCUUCUGCGGCUGACAGUUGCAUCUGAGUCCCGCGUGAGUAAAGCUGCAGCUCGUGUUCUGGCAAUAUUAGGAGAAAAUGAGAUUCUGAGGCGUGCUAUUAGAGGCAGGCAGGUACCCAAGCAAGGAUUGCGCAUACUCACAAUGGAUGGUGGUGGCAUGAAGGGUCUUGCAACUGUAAAGAUUCUAAAAGAAAUCGAGAAGGGUACUGGAAAGCAGAUACACGAGCUCUUUGACCUUAUUUGUGGAACAUCUACAGGCGGAAUGCUUGCUGUUGCUCUUGGAAUCAAACUGAUGUCCUUGGAAAAAUGUGAAGAAGUAUAUAAAAAACUAGGUAAACUUGUCUUUGCUGAACCUGUACCAAAGGACAAUGAAGCAGCAAGUUGGAGAGAAAAGUUGGAUCAGCUCUAUAAAAGCUCAUCACAGAGUUUUCGUGUUGUUGUGCAUGGAUCUAAACACAGUGCAGAUCAGUUUGAAAGACUGCUGAAGGAAAUGUGUGCUGACGAGGAUGGAGAUCUCCUCAUAGAAUCAGCAGUUAAAAGGAUUCCUAAAGUUUUCGUUGUCUCAACUCUGGUCAGUGUUAUGCCAGCUCAGCCAUUUAUUUUCCGAAAUUACCAGUACCCUGCUGGAACACCAGAGGUUUAUUCUGCUGGUUCAGAAAACUUGGCAAGUGGUGGGCAAGGAGCAGCAACUACUGGAGCUCCAUUUGGAUAUAAACGUAAUGCUUUCAUGGGAAGUUGUAAGCAUCACAUAUGGCAAGCUAUAAGAGCAUCAUCUGCAGCACCAUACUAUCUAGAUGAUUACUCUGAUGGUGUAUAUCGCUGGCAAGAUGGGGCUAUUGUAGCCAAUAAUCCUACUAUUUUUGCCAUACGAGAAGCACAACUAUUGUGGCCUGAUGCUAAAAUUGAUUGUUUAGUUUCCAUUGGUUGCGGGUCCACUCCAACCAAGGUUCGCAAGGGUGGCUGGCGCUAUUUGGACACUGGACAAGUUUUGAUUGAGAGUGCAUGCUCUGUUGACCGUGUGGAGGAAGCUCUGAGCGCAUUGAUCCCUAUGCUGCCUAGUGUACACUAUUUUCGAUUCAAUCCAGUUGAUGAACGCUGUGAUAUGGAACUGGAUGAAACUGAUCCAGCAGUUUGGCUAAAGCUAGAGGAUGCUGCAGAUGAGUACCUUAAAAACAAUUCUGCUGCUUUCAAAACUCUAUGUGAAAGAUUGCUUGAGAGUCUGCAUGAUGAUAAAUUUGUGGAGACGGUGCAGUCUCAGCAGCUACUCAAGGCAAAGGGCAUUGAAGGCUUAUCAAAUCAGAAUAACCUCUCUUUAGGCUGGAGGCGUUGUGUGCUUCUUGUGGAGGCCUCCAACAGUCCAGAUUCUGGAAGAGUUUUCCACCAUGCUCGUUCACUUGAGACAUUUUGUGCUAGUAAUGGGAUAAAAUUAUCUCUUACUAGUGGCUCGUCUGGGUCCAUUAAGACAGCUCCAGGAUCUGCAUUUCCUACGCCAUUCACAUCACCUCUGUUUACUGGAAGCUUCCCAUCGAGUCCUCUCCUUUAUAGUCCUGAUCUUGGCCCUCAUAGGGUUGAUAGAAUCGAUUUAGUCCCACCUUUAAGCUUGGAUGGAUUCCAUGUUGCAAAAACAACAGUGUCACCCACUGGGUCACCUCCCAAACGCAGGCAGCUUUCCCUUCCUGUCCUAUCGUUGCAUGAGAAAAUUCAGAAUUCACCACAGCUUGGAGUAAUUCAUUUGGCCUUGCAAAAUGACACAUGUGGCUCCGUAUUAAGUUGGCAGAAUGAUGUAUUUGUGGUUGCUGAACCUGGAGAACUAGCUGACAAGUUUCUGCAGAGUGUUAAAUCCAGCUUGCUUCUAAUGAUGAAGGGCCGGCGCAGGAAGUAUGCAUCAGCCAUAACCAACAUCUCAACUGUAGCUGAUCUUGUUUCAUGCAGACCUUACUUCCAAAUUGGUGGUGUUGUCCACAGAUAUAUAGGACGUCAGACUCAGGUCAUGGAAGAUGAUCGAGAAAUUGGUGCUUAUAUGUUUCGCAGAACUGUUCCUUCAAUGCACUUGAUCCCGGAAGAUGUCCGCCAUAUGAUCGGAGCUUGGAAGGACAGAAUUAUAAUCUCCACGGGGAUAUAUGGGCCUAUCAGAGCUUUAAUUAAAGCAUUUCUAGAUUCCGGUGCUAAAGCUGUUAUAUGCCCUUCUUCUGAGCCUGAAGAGACACAGUUGACAUCAAUAUAUGGUUCAGGUGAGUUUGGUACAUUUGAGAAUGGGAAAUUUGAGAUUGGGGAGGAGGAAGCAGAAGACGAAGAGACAGACCCUGCCAGUCCAACGAGUGAUUGGGAAGAUAGUGAACCCGAGAAAAAUGGAGAACGUUCCAUGCCCUUUUGGGACGAUGAUGAGAAAGAAUUAUCACAGUUUGUGUGUGCCUUGUACGAUUCACUGUUUCAGGGUAGUGGAAGAGUGGAUGUUGCUUUUCAAAAUGCUCUCGCAUCACAUCGGAGGUUGAGAUAUUCAUGCCAUCUUCCAAGCACGCCAUAA